AUGGAAUUUAUUGAGCUUAUACUUAUUAACAAAUUAGAUGGCGUUAUCUUAAAGUACCCUCAUCAUGACAACGUGGAUGGCACAGUCUGCAUCACUGGACACCACUUAAUUUUAAGUUCCAGAAAAGAAGGCGUUAGAGAAUUAUGGCUUUUACACAAAAAUAUAGACUAUAUAGAAAAGAAAGAAAAUAAAGUAAGUGGUGGUAUAGUUCAAGGGGGAUCUCUCUUUUUGAAAUGCAAGGAUCUCAGAAUAUUCCAACUAGACAUCAGCAAUACAACGGAACUAAAUCUAGUAACACAAACCCUAGAAAAUCUUUCUAGUAUACAAGAUCCAAGCCUUUUCUAUCCAUUCUUUUAUAGACAUAUGCAUCCUAUUAUGGAAAAUGGAUAUACAUUGUACAGUAUUGAAGGGGAGUUCACAAAAGUUCUAGCAACAGAAGAAUGGCGAAUCUCAAGAGUCAAUCAACAUUAUACAGUAUGCCCGGCUUAUGGUAAGGCUGUAGUUGUUCCUAAGAGAAUAGAUGAUGAAACAUUAGCUGCUGCUGCCUCUUUCAGACAAGGAGGAAGGUUUCCUGUGCUGUCCUAUAGACAUAAUAAUGGUGCUGUGCUUUUAAGAGCAGGACAGCCAUUAUAUGGACCAAAACAUCGCCGUUGUCGACCAGAUGAGGCAAUUUUAAAUACUGUAGUCAAUGUUGGGAUGAAAGGUGUUAUUUAUGACUUGCGAAGUACAAAUUCUAUAUCACAACAACAAAAUAAAGGGGGAGGAACUGAGAGUGCCGCUAAUUACUCUCAGUGGAAAAUAUAUAACAGGUCAAUGGAUGAAGUUGAUAAUCAGCAACAACUCUUGGAAAAUUUUUCUAAACUUAUUGAAGCUUGUGUGGAUCGUGACAUAUCGUCCGACAAGUGGAUAUCGAGAUUGGAGUCAUGUGGAUGGCCGGAGUCAGUCAGGAAUGCAUUACACACUGCCUGCAUUGUUGCACAACAUAUACACCAAAAGGCUGAACCAGUCCUCAUUCAUGGAACGCGUGGAGAGGAUGCGACGUUAUUAGUUUGUUCUUUAGUACAAAUUAUUUUAAAUCCAGACUGCCGGACGAUUAGAGGUCUUCAAGCCCUAAUAGAACGUGAAUGGCUCCAAGCGGGUCAUCCGUUCGGCUCCCGUCUCCGCUCAGGGCCCUACUCCUCAUCGCAGGCGAGGGCAGCCCCAACUUUUCCCCUGUUCUUGGACUGCGUGCGGCAAUUCCUGGAGCAGUUCCCCUGCAGCUUCGAAUAUAGGCAGAGCUUCUUGAUCGUUUUGUUUGAACAUGCGUAUGCUAGUCAGUUUGGCACAUUCCUGUGCGACAGUGACCAGGAGCGCGCCACCCGCAGCGUGUACGAGCAGACCACGAGUAUCUGGUCGUGGCUCAAUCAGCCCGACGAGCUUACCGCCUACAUCAACCCCCUGUACGACCCCACGCCCACUGUCAUAUGGCCAUCCGUAGCCCCCAUGAGCUAUGUCAUAUGGGAAGAGCUAUACCUCCGCUGGCUGGUGCAGCAUCGUACAGAGGAGAGAGAGGAGCAGUACAGAGUGAUCCGCACCAGGGAGCAGCACCUGCGCGCGCAAGCUUUACAGCUGCGACGGGAAUUACUCGAUCUAGCACAUCAGUAUUAUGCUGAAAAUAAG
Brenthis ino (lesser marbled fritillary) is the source of this 1659-nucleotide messenger RNA. The record is from the annotation of a GenBank genome assembly. NCBI's taxonomy places the organism in Eukaryota, Metazoa, Arthropoda, Insecta, Lepidoptera, Nymphalidae.